CAGUUAUGUUGUAUUUAAACUUGUGCGAAUUGUGCCAAAAAAAGAGCUUUAUGAUUAAACCUAUUACAUCAACAGAUAAUAUAAAUUUACAUUAUCAAGAUCUGGUUGACAUUCAUACGCAGACUAAUGGUAAUUACAAUUUUAUUUUAGUCUUUCUAAAUCCUUCAACAAAUUUGGUGUAUAAUAAAUAACUAGAAUCCUACAAUUUUUAACUUGUAAAUAUGUUGAGGCAGUUACAUUUGAGUUACUAUUCUUUAAUUUUCUGUUGUACUUAGCAUAGAAUCUUUAAAUUGUAGAUUGUUAUAUUUGAGUUUUUUAAAUUUUUUUUAGCGAACAAUUACAAAACACACUGGCGAGCUAUUAGAGAAUCUUAUAAAAAUAACUUGAAUACAAGAAAAUCAAGUACCAGUUCAGCUGCUAAAAAUAAAUCAAAAUACAACAAGUCAUUAAGUUCUAUAAUUGACAUCCGACACGAUAAAAGGUAUAAAUACAUAAUUAUUACUAUCAGAAUGAAAUAAAAUCAUAAAAUUAUCUACCUAGUACCUAAACUAAAUAUCAAUUGAAUUUUAUAAGGGCUGUUUUGUUUUUGUAAUAACUAAAUAUAUACUCUUCUAUUACCUAUAAAAUUAUAUUAUUAUCAGGUAUAUAUUUUACUUAUAUUAUAUUUUUAUCAUGUGCAUCUAAUUUUAAUGAAUUUAUAGAUUAUACAAUGUCUUGUCGCAUGUGCUCUACGUAAAUAAUAAUAAUUUAGUUAGUUUUUUUGUAAUAAUUAAUUUUAAUUUAGAAAAUACAUACAAGUACAUAAUUUUAGAUUCUGAGCGCAGCAAGGAAUGGAUUUGUUUCACUAGGAUAUGUGCUUUUUUUUUUUUUUUAUCAUAAUCACUUCUACCAAAAAUCUUGACCAAAUCAAAAAAUAAAGAGACCAAUUUUGUACCAUUUUGGAUUUAUUUGAUGCAUAAAGAAGUAUUUUUAUGGUUUUCUAAAUAGUUUUCAUAAUUAUAAGGAAAAAAUGAAUAGAAAACUAAUAAAUUUAUGGAAAUUAAAGUUUCAUUAUUUCAAAUUUUUUUUUUAUGAGAAGUCUGGAUAGUUAUUGAUGCUUUUUCAUUAUAUUUCAAUUAUAUAUACUCAAAUAGUUACCUAAAUAUACAUAUGUAUGUCCAAAAAAAUGUUUAUUUCAGCUAAUAAUAUAUUAUAUAGAGCCAUAAAUUAAAAGCAGGAAACAUAGAGAAUCUAAAUAUUAAAAAAAAUAAUUAAAUUAAGGUUUUGCUUAUGGAGUGGACUUGAUACUUUAGCCACUGAUAGAGUGUCAUACAGCAUGAUAAUAAUUAAUAAUAAUUGUGUAAUGUAUAAUACUUUAAAAUCAUUCAAAUCUAAAUUUAUAUAUUUUCUAGUUUCUUGUUAUAAAAGUAUUUCUCCUUCAAUAUACUUACAGGCUGAUUCAUUUAUAUGGCCAUACUCGAUAUUUUUUCAAAAAUCUUUUUUUUGUUAAUUUAAAAAAAACUAACAGCUCUAAAAUUACAUCUAAAUACAAUCUUACAUUUGAUAUUAUUUUUAGGAGUGAACUAUCUACUUUUAAUUUUCAAAUGGCGCAACCUAUGUUAAAAAUUUCAUUAAAUGUGGAGUAUUAGUUAAAAUAAAUAUUAGUGUUGAAACUGUAAUUUUCCGUUAACCCCUUAAUGAGAGAUUCCACUUUUAAGUUUAGGUAAGGGAAGAGUAGGGAAAUAUAAUUUUUAUGGAGCUGUGGUAUGCAGAGUUUUUAUAGUGUGCCACUAUUCUCCCACUAACUGAACUUAAAAGUAAAAUAUUGAGUGUAGUCACUUAAAUUGAACGCCCUGUAUCACUACACCACUAAAAAUUAUUUGAAUUAAUAUAAAAGCUAUUCUUGCAUAUAAUACCAGAUAGUUAGAAAUAUAUAAAACAAAAUUUAUUUAUUUUAAUAUCUUCUAAUGAGAGCAUAUUUUUGUGAUUUCAGAAAAAAAUCAAAUUUUUCAGUUGGUGAAAAAUUUUCGAGUUCAGAUAUGGUCAGUUUGAUUUACUCAGAUAUUCAGAUUAAAAGUUUCAAUCAAACUGAUUCAACAGAGUGUGAUGAAAUGUAUCCCGAACAAAUUUUACAAAAUACUGGCUCAGCACUUAAUGUGCCACCUGAAACUAAAUAUCAACCAAAAUUAGGAUUUAAAAAACUUAGCGGAAUGCAAGAAGGAAAGGAUGAAUUAAGGGAAGAACAAGAAGAAUUAGCCAUAAUGGAAGAAAUGAAAGAAGCAAAAUAUAGUAAGAAUAAUCCUAUCCAAUUAUUUUUUCAAAGAAUGGCGUCAACAGUUAUGACUUUUCCACCUGAAUUGGCAAUUGAAACAAGAAAGCGAGUAAAUGAUAUUGUAUCUGAAAUGGAACUAUUUGCUAAUGCUUUGAGGACAAAAGCAAUGAAUAAACCAAUUGAACCAAUAGAUAUGCCACCAAUAUUUUAAAAUCCAAAAAUAAAGAUCCACUACAUAAUUGGUUGCGUAUACCUCCAUAUAAUGUACAAAAAAGUUUAUAUUUUUUUUUUUUUUAUUGUUACUAUGUUUACAUUUUUAUGAUUUAACUAGAUAUUAAGUGUUGUUAUUACUAAGAACAAUUAUCAUAUUAUUAUAUUUACUCUAGAAAAUAGUUUUCUAAACAAGGAGCACACCCAUAUAAGGAGGCGUGAACACAUUAAUGGUGAGACACAAGCAAUUUUAUAAUUAUUAUUAUCAAUAAAAAAUUAGUUAUUGUAUGUAAUUUAUUUGUAAAAUAUACAAAAAAAGUCAUCAAUUUAUGGAGAGGGGACUGAGAUUUUUUUAAAUCUAGAAAGGAAGCAUGGAAUCAAAUGAUUGAGAACCACUUCCUAUAGACUAAGAAUAUCAUCUAAAGACAAAUGAUUUUUGAUAAUUAAAUUUCACUCAUACUUAUUAGUUAUUUAUUUUAGUAAUAAUUACAGAUAAAUAUAUGUUUUGAUAAAAUUAUGUUUAAAAAAAACAAAGGUAAUUCCAGAAGUCUACUUUUAUAAUGAAAAUGUUGCUGAUAAAAUAAUUUGUUAAAGGAAGUACAUAAUAACAUAAUAUAAUGUGCACUAACUACCCAGAAUAAGUUCAUUCAAUUUUUUUCUGUAAAUACAAAAAUACAAUUCCAAUUAGAUGAAAAAUAAGCUAUUAUAGAUGUGUGUAGUUAUUUGAUG
Messenger RNA from Cinara cedri, 3190 nucleotides. The record is from the annotation of a GenBank genome assembly. NCBI's taxonomy places the organism in Eukaryota, Metazoa, Arthropoda, Insecta, Hemiptera, Aphididae.